Messenger RNA from Porites lobata, 27858 nucleotides. The record is from the annotation of a GenBank genome assembly. NCBI's taxonomy places the organism in Eukaryota, Metazoa, Cnidaria, Anthozoa, Scleractinia, Poritidae.
AUGGAACAUAGUGGCCAAGAUCGACCGAGGGUCCGCACAUCGAAGGUGAAUGUCGAAAAUUUUGGCUUUGUUCGUCAAGACGCCGUAUUUAAACAAGACUGUCGAGUUUCGACUGUACUUGUCAUCGAGUCUGCCGUGGUUUGCGGCGCUUUCACAUAUCAAUGGCUCCCCGUUUUUGUAAAGGCUAUUAGAAGACGCAUUUCUGGUGCUGUCCAAGUUUAUUGAAGAGUUAUAGCGAACGGAUUUGGGCGCAAAAAAUGUUACAAGCAUGUCGUAUCGACCUGCGCGACCAUUUAGUCAUAGUGGGCCAACUCCCGACAAGGUCUGCGAAUGAGUGGCAAUUUUUCGCUAAGUUGCUAAUUCAUCGCACAUCUUAAGCUACUUCCUUGAUCCUUGGACAUUGGCAAUCGUAUAACUCUUUAUUUGCUAUUAUUCUGAUUUUCUGUAGGUCCCCGAUGGCCACAGUUCUACAUCGGCGAGUUCUAGAACCACAAGAAAUCGGUCAUCUUCAUCGAACCCUGAGGAUGUCCAUAUCGGCAAAUAUCGCCUUAUAAAAACCAUUGGGAAAGGGAAUUUUGCUAAAGUAAAACUUGCCAAACAUGUACCGACGGGGAAAGAGGUAAAUAUAUGCCAUCAUUCUCUAUUUACAAUCGCGAAAUUACUUGUAGAUUCUUGGUUUUUUAUCGGCUCGCUUGUUUGCUCGCUGCGAGAGAUGUAGUGUAAUAAUUAAACACAGACCGGCUCCAACGCCUCACUUUUUCUUGUGUUUUUACCGUUUUUAAAGGUGGCGAUCAAGAUUAUCGACAAGACACAGCUCAAUCCGAGCAGCUUGCAAAAGGUGAGCGUACCUUACUCGUAUUGUUGUGGGAAAAUAACCGAAGUGUAAAGCUUGUUUUCACCGUGGCCUCUCUGAUUGCAUGCAAGCUCUUCGCAUGUAAUUACGUAUUCGAAAGCAACGUUCGAGCCUUCGGUUUAUUUUGAAGAGCGCACUAAAGUCCUUAAAUUAUAAUUUUUUUUGUAAAAUGUUGUGAUUUACCAACCUUAGAUUGUUUUGGUCAAGCAAUGUCUUGAUACGAUUUACUCCAAAAUCUGAUGUUCCCUGUUGAUUUUCUUCCGACGAUUGAUUUAAGAAAUAAAAAAUCUAUAUUCCAAGCCUAAAUUAUUCGUUUACAUAUUGUUGUCGUUUAAUAGAACUCUCUGCUAACAUUAAGAUUAGAUCACUAAGUGUUGAUAUUUUUCUUGAGAUUCAUUCUGAUUAAACUCUUUGGAAGCAAAACUUUACCAACUUGGCACGCGAAACAGUGUUUCGGUAUUGGAAGGUUAUCGAUUCCAAUGAGUGCACUUCAUUUCACUGCAAUUCCGUGCCGAGUUGCAUCGGCUCCAAGUAUAAUUAGUUCCUUGAGGAAAAUUUGUAUUGUGUUGGAUUCGAAUAUUUACAGUUCUGAUAUGAAUGUUGAAAUAUCCUAUAAUGAUGCCGUGUCUUGAUUCUUCAUGGCAACGAGAGAUGCGAAGCGAAAACUUCAGAUUGCACUAGCUGAAGUUUUGUUUUAUUAAUAAAGUGUUCGUUCAUUUUGCACGUGUUUUUUUUUUAGAUUGUCUCGCGUUUAACAUCGGGUUGUAGAACAUAGGAGAACUGUUGGUCUGAUGAUCAUCUUUCAGGGCAUGUAUCGUCGCGUGGAAAUUUUUCAAUUACGGAAACUAUUAUGGCUUAAAUGUCCAUGCGGUGUCUCAAUGAAAGUAAAUGUUGCAUUUGGAACACUCAAUUCCUGUAUAACCUCAAAUAAUCUACCUGGUUGACCAACGAUUUAUCAGAGAUUUUAUUGUUUACCCGUCGUCAAUAGAAUGGAAUCUUUUCGUGGGGAUAGAGCUAAUCCGAAAAUAAAGCGAAACAGUUUGAAUCCGUUACGUUUGGGAUUAGUAUUACGUCACGACUCAUUCUCAUUCUCGUUUAAUAUUCGUUGAUGUGGUCGUGAGUUUCACAUGCAAAUCUUGUGUCUAGAAAGCUGAAAGUCAUAUUUAUUUCUGAGUUACAGUGUAUUACUGCCAAUUUGCUCAUUUUACACACAUGUUCUAAGAGCUAGAAUUCAUGUUCAUUUGGAAGGGUUUUUUUAAUACAUCUGGGGCUUGCCUUUUGACUACAGUUACUAACCUUUGUAUUUGAUAAAUUAAAUUAAGGCAUUUUUCCAUACCCUGUAGAGCAAGGAAAAGUCUGUGAUUGUAUUACUUUGGAAAUCCAGAAUGUAGCAAGGUGUAGUUUUCAGUCUUUAAAAAAAUGUGGAAACUCUGAAAUAUAGGAGUUAAAUUUAUUCUGGGAGUUAAUUUGGUAGACCUCAACAUUGAAAUUAAGUGAUUGUUUCUUCUGUAAUGUAGUUAUGUUGUUUCUACUGCAGUUCUUGAUCUGGUUACUGCUUUUUCUACAAGUCUCGGAAUCUUUGCAGAGGGCGUGUAAAUGUGGCUUCAUGUUUAUAUAGCCUUGUUUACUGGCCUUGCUUUUUUGAAAUAGUCUUCUUUGCAUAAUGUUGUUAACAACUCUGGUAAAACACUGGCUUGAUAAAAAUGCAGGGAACUACAGGCAAAAAUCUGAUGUACCUUGACAAAGCUUUUUGUGGCAUUUCAACUCCUAUGUUUGUAUAUAAUGAAAGUUCCAGGCAAAUCCAUCUACAAUUUCCAUUUAUUAACAUUCAAUAUUAUAAACCAUAGAAUACUAUCAAAAUGUUCAAAACUCAACUGUUGCUUGUGUUUUGGUGCUGUUGGCAGCUCUGAUCUAUAAUAUAAGAAUGUAGACAAUAGAAAAUUGUGGUUGAUUUUUCUGUUACGAUAACACUAAUAAUUUUGAAAUGCAAAUUAUAGCAAAGUUUCUUGGAAAGUUUUGUGCACAAGACUGAGAAAAACUAUUGUGCCUACAUUACAUCAUGUCCAAUUUUAUACCCUUCUUACUAAUACACGAUAAUGGCUCUUGACCAUUAAGCAUAUCAGAAACUGCCCACUUUUUGUUAAGAAGUUCAUGUAAUAUAGUGUGGAAAAAGCAGUGUUCCCAGUGAAAAGCUUUGUAGCGGUUUCAUGUUGGCUGCCACCACCCCAAAGACCAUACAAAAUUAAGGUGUCUAUGAAUUCAACUGGUACGACUUGAUUGCAUGUCCCAUAAACUAAUUCUAAGAAUAAAAAAAAAAUAGUGAAUAGAUUAAUGAAAUAAUAAAAAUAAAACAUUAAGUUAUCAACUCAAAUUGUAUUUUUGAGGAAAAGAAAAUAUAGCUCGGUAUAUGUUGCAAUGAAAGAGAGAGUAACAGCAAAAAUAAACUUGCAAAACCAACUUAGCCUGAAUUUCAAGCUUCCCUUCAAGUCGCAUACUCCUAUCAGGGAUUUCUGAAUCUACUGUAUGAUAUUUUUUUUGUUUGCCAGUUGAAAAUCGUGUUUUACUUUUUGCAUGAGUUAUUUGAGCAUAGGAGUAGUAAUGUCACUGGACGGCAUUAGUGGCCCGUUGAUUCAGACCUUCCUGAGAGGAGUAUUUGACUCGAAAGGAUGUCUGAAAUUCAGGCUAGAUUAACUUACCUUAUCGGUACAAAAUUUCGCGGGUACUUAAUUUCACAAUUUUGACAAGACAGUAUUUUGUGGGGUUUUAUUUUCGUGAUUUCAAUAGGCAAAUCUGAAAAAUGGCAUUAAAUUUUGCAAUUCAAGCAUUCUCAACUUGAUUUUCAGUCUUUUACAAAUACCAAGAUUAAACGAAAGAAGCAAAGCAUAUAUUUACACUAUUUCACAGCAGAAGACAUAAAUAUGGAAUGGAACAUACCAGUAAAACCAGCUAAUAACUUGUCAGUGUUUGUUGAAACAUACUGUAUAUCAUGUUAAGUGUAUGUUAGACUAGUUAUUAAAUUAAUGUUAUUAAUUUUUUUUCUGUGAUUUGAAUUUUUUAUAUGGGUAUUAAAUUUCACGUGUUUAAAUUUUCGGGGGAUUUUUAUUUGCAGAUCUAAAAUUUCAGGACUUUUCCAGAGUCGCAAAAAAUGCUAAAUUAAGUACCAAUAAGGUAUUUGAAAUAUUUCAUUUCUGUAGGAGAAAGCAGUUUCAAAUUGCAGACUUUCAUUUUACACUACUCAACUUACGACGUUGUUGUAGUCAGGGUUCAAAGUUAACGACUAUCUGGUUUUGGUUGUGCGCCUAAAAAUCCAUGUGUAGUUGCACUUGUGCACCAUAAAACCUAAAGCACAGUGCGACCGACUCGCUUCCAACCAUACUUACGUACUCAAACUAGAAAGACAUUAAACAGUAGCUUUAAGCAAUGAAAGUAAACAUAAUGUAGAAAUAGCACAACCAGGCUCUAAAUAAUAUCUUACAUUGUUUUCCUUUCAUCUGUGUAUGUUUAAUUUGUCUUUUCUCCCAAUGGAUUCCACGAACUCGAAUGUUCAUUUUCAUUUUGAUGUUUUACUCAAUCCCAGACUUUUGUGUUUUGAAAUAAACUCCAUUGAUACACGCAAAGAUGCUACGAAUGAAACACAUGCUUUUUGUGCAAUGGACGAUCAUGUCGAGCGUUCAGUUUUAAGGUCAAUCAAAACAAAAGUAGUGCAGAUUAAGAGCAUUUUUUUCUAGGUAAGAAAGUAUUUAAGUCAUAUCCCAGUUACAUGUAAGUCAUUGCGCAUUUAACAAAUUCAUUAAAGAUUAAUUUUCAUUCUCUUUCGACACACUCAUUGUCGUCAGUUUUGAAUUUUUUUCAAGUGUAAGUUUUGUUUAGUCACAACUGUACUUUCAAAAAGAGAAAUUAGUAUUAAAACGGUAUUACUGUGUAGCAAAUUGACUGUGUUUUAUCAGUCACAGGACUGAAAUAGAAGUAACAAAUUGAAGAUGACAUAUGAGGGUGGCACGGUGUUAUUGUUAAGCUCUUUACUUUUUCUUUUGAAAUAGAUGGUCCCAACAUUAUAAGCUGUGCUCCUAAACUUGUCAGCUGUGUGCCUAAAAAUUCACAUCUGGUAGCACAAGUGCUCCCAAACUCAAAUUUAAACUUUGAGCCUUGUAGUAGUUAAAAUUUAUUUCAAUGUGAUGUAAUUUCACAAUGUGAUACUCUUAUAAACUCUAUUAGGAAUAAUUAUUUUAAACAUUUAUUGUAAAGCACCAUUGGACAUCAUUGGAAAUGGUGCUAUGUACAUUAAUUAUUAUUAUUAUUAUGAUGAUUUUUUAACUCAUUAAGUUUUAUGUUGCAUUUUUGUUCCACUCAUUAUGGUUUUUGGCAAAGAGCUUAUGGUUAACAAAUUUUCAAACUUUUUGGCUUUGAUUCUUGCGUACAGGUGCACCAGUUAUUUAGGAGAAUAAUGAUAUAGGGCUUUGGAAAAUCUUUUUUCUUUCUUAAACAUAUUUUGUGAUCAAAUCAGAUUUGUAUUAUUUUCACUGGAAUGGAAACAGAACGGCUAUAGUAUACAUGUAUGUACAUGAAUUUGUAGUGAUCAAAAAAGCUGCAUCUAGACUCAACAUUGCAUUAACAUUUUACAUGUAUUCUAACAAAUUCUUGUACAAUUUUUUUUUAUAGUAACAGAAUUAACUUGUUAAUGACCAUAAGGCUGAUAGACGACUGCCCUUCUGUAAUUGUUUUCAUUCAGGCAUUGCGUCAUCCAUAUGAUUAUUCAUUAAUAUUUGAAUCAAAAGUACUUUAAGUUUCCUCCUCUUGGCUCUUAGUAUUUCAGCUUACCAAAUAUUUCAUUCUUGUGGGUCUCUCACCACAUUUUGGUAAUUUUUAUGGCUUCUUUUUCUGCACUGGCAAAAAAGGCUUGACAAUUUGCAUCAUCUGCAAUAAACUUGUAUUGCUUGAAACAUUUUAAAAGUCAUAAGCACUGUUAGGUUUGACAAGUUACAGUUAUUUCCUGUGUACCCUAGUCCAGCAUUUUGGUAGAUUUUUUUCUAAGCAGGUAUACAUGUAUAGUGCUUGCCAAAAGACAACAAAGACAGUUUCAUUGAUAUUUCUAAGUGUAUGUUAAUAAGUGUAUUAUGUAAAACAGGUAGUAUUUUCAAGUGAUUUGUGGAGUUUUUAAUGCCAGACCCCAAGUUUGACCAUUAGCUGUGAACCUACAUUUUUUGUAUUUUCUUUAUGAUAUCAAAGAUUCUUAAAAUAAAUUACCGGUAUGUCCUUUGCUUUUGUCAAGGAAAGUUAAAUUCUUUUUCUAUUCAGCAGAAUGAGAUCUGAACAUUUCUUUUGUAAACUACUGUACUGUGGUAAAAACAAUUGGUCAAAGCUUUAGAAGAUUUUUGAUUAGGUGGAUUGCCCGAGCAGUGAUUGUUGCUUUGUUUCUCGUAUGAGAAGAAAGAUCAAUCAUAAUGUACAGUACUUUCAAUUUUCAAAUCAAAUCACGUUCAUCAUUUCUAUGUGUCGUUUUCUUUUCAUGGCUGGUAUUUAUAAUGAGAAUGAAACAAUUGCCUUGUCAAGCAUGUAAUAGUUCUGCAUACAGUGCAUGUACUCUGCAUCGUUUGAAAAUAUACUGUUUUUCUCAGAAGGUAUUAUUUUAAAAUGCUCUCAUCUUGAAAGCUUGAAUUAAAGUAGUAGGUACAUUACUAUUAAAAGCUGUUUUUACUUUUUCUGGUCCAUAUUUUUGUUUUAUUCUCAUUUGUCUUAAGUCUUGUCAGAACACAUUAUUUUUUGACCAUUAGCUUUUUUUCUGUUCUCCUUCUUUUAUUUUUCUUUAAAUUGUACCUUUUUGCAAGAAGUGUGAUAAUAUGGGGAAUAAACAAUGAAUAAAUGAAUGAACCUUAAAUGCAAAGCAAAGUAAUUGUUCACUGAUCUGUGUGAUUGAGAUUUCCUAAUCCAAGCUGUUUAGAUUUUGUUGCCCAAAUGUUACUUCCUUGUCUCUGACAUUAUUUAGCCAACAAAUUAUUAUUGCAUACAGCUGCAACAGAAUAGUAUGAAAGGUCACAGUAAUAUUUUGUGCUCUAAAAAAGUCACAACUGGAACAGGUUUUAGCCAUAGUAUACCUGUAGGUACUUUUCAUCUUCAUUUGUGGAUUUAAGUCGGUAUCACUCAGUACUAUCCAGUUUUGAUAUAACAGCUUAGAACAAACACCACUAUUUUGGUAUUAUGAUUAGUUUCUAAUAAAAGGAUUUUGUUAUUUCAGCUGUUUCGAGAAGUCAGGAUUAUGAAGUUUCUUGACCAUCCUAAUAUUGGUAAGUGUGCAUAGAAUUUUUCUCUUUGUUUGUUACUCUUGUUCUCAGUUCAAAUCUCCCAGGCUGUUAUGCUCUUCCUGUGACCAUUAUGCCUUUAAAAAUAAAAUUUAUUUAUUUUUUUCGAUGGAACCAUGCUUGCCUUUGUUGUGCCCUAUGGGUUCUAGCUGGAGUUGCUUUUUAGUAGUCUCUAGGACAACUGCUCAGCCAUGCUUGUAAAUUGCCAACUAGUGAACUCUCCUCUUGCCCAGUGGGAUUUUUAACUUGACGUUUUUUAUUUUGGCUGGGGGCUGGAAGGGGGCACUUAACUAAAUGAAACAAAUGAUGAUUUAAAGAUGGCACAACCACUAGUGGUUCUUCCUCUACCUGAUUCCUCAUGGAAUUGGAAUUUGGAAUCGUAGGUUUUGAGGAGAGGGGAAAAGUGGAGUACCUGUAGAGAAACCUCUCAGAGCAAGGGCUGAGAACCAACAACAAACUCAACACCCACAUAUGGCGUUAACACGGCGGUUUUAAUUCAGGCCACGCUGGUGGGAGGCGAGUGCUCUCACCACUGCUCCAUCCUUGCCCUCUGUGAGCACUUGCUUAGACCCUAUUUUUACUCUAAGUUUACUAUAUUCUAAAAAUGUUGCAGUUAAAUUGUACGAGGUCAUUGAAACUGACAAGACACUUUAUCUUGUGAUGGAGUAUGCCAGUGGAGGUAUGUCACUUCUAAAAAUUAGCUUAACUACACUGAAAUUAUCUAUCGCAGGGCUUUCAUUUGAUGAGGCCAGGCAUGUCCAAUUGGUUGGUGGGGAAAUGAGUCGCUACAAAGUUCUUUUGGUUUUAUUUUUCCCUUUGUUUCUUAAGAAAGUAGCCAGGGCUCACGGGUGACAAAUUACUCCUGAAGUUUUGCAAAAUUUUUUCAUAAGUUUUUAAUGAUACAAUAAGCAAGUUCAAAAAUCAGUGGUGUUGUGUGUUAUUUGUCAACCAUGAUAAAAUUAUUAAUAGGUAAUGCAAUAGUAAUCUCUAAUAGUUAGGGAAUUAUCUUAUUACCAUAUGAUUACACAUUAUUUUUGGCCGAGCUGAAAAUGUUUACUUACCAUAACUGAAGUAACAUGUCCCACUAAGUAUGUUUUCCUCUACAUUCUUGUUGGUUAGGCAAAGUUUAAAAUGAUGCAUCUACUUUAUAUUGAGGUCCUCUUAGGAGGGGGCAGUGGGGGGGUGGUUGGGGUAUACGUAUGUCCCUUGUUUGAAUAUCAAAACCUGUUGUUUCACAUGUUAAGGAAGUCAUGUCGCUGUCAGUAUUAAUUUUUAUUAUUGUAUUUGCACCUUUCUCAGUCUUUAUCGCAGUUUCAGCCCAUCUUUGUGUCAUUUGUUGCCAUUUCUGCUGUCCUAUGUCCCUUUUUAAGACCAUGUCGCUUGUCUGAAUUUACCCUUACAUGGCCUCUAUGUUGUGUUUUGCAGGUGAAGUUUUCGACUACCUUGUUGCACAUGGAAGAAUGAAAGAGAAAGAGGCAAGAGCAAAGUUCAGACAGGUGAUUGUCAUGUUUUUUUUUUUACCCAUAAGGCUCUGUAGUGGCAAGCUUACAUGUAUUAUUAUAGUUCAUUCAAAAUAUUCGUCAGGUUUUGAUUGGCUCAAAUCCCAUGGCUAAGUCUUCAGAGCCAGCUAGGAUUGGCCAAGUUUGGAAAUUUGGCUUUCGUAAUGUUUGAAGACUUAUGGAGAUCUUGGAGGGUGCUAUCCGCCUCAGCCAAUAACACCCUUCUCAAUCUCUGUAAUUCUUUAGAUCAUACUCACACUUAUCCAAUAAUUGCUAAUUAUCCUUUUAAAGUGUUGAAGUUGCAUCAAUAGCCAGGAUCCUGUAGAAAGCUUAACUUUUAUUCUUACUAAGUUUUUUCAUUUUGUAAUUAUUAUUUCAGAUUGUGUCUGCUGUUCAGUACUGCCAUCAAAAGCACGUUAUUCACAGAGAUCUCAAGGUAUACCAUUGCAAAUGUACUAAGUGUUUAUGUUUUGUGAUCUUCAGCUCUGUACACUGAAAUUUUAGACAAUAAGGGAAAAAUUGAUGAGAAUAAUUAUGCAUGCAGCAAUAUUGAUCAACAUUGUAACUGGUUGGAACCUAGAGGCCCGCGUUAUAAGUAGGUGGAAUAUGAUCACCUGGGUGAGUGUAUUCCUGCACUGGACUGUUUUUGACAGGGAAUGAGCAACACCAUUACCUAACAUGUAAUUUUGAUAUCAUGUAAUAACUAAGAAUGCUUUUCAAGACUGUGGUCUAGCAGAGCCCAGGAGCCUUUGGCACCUACACUGUAACUUUUGAUCUUGGGCAACUAGAAAAUUUUUGGUACAACUCAUAUGCUGAACGUCAUGGAAUUUACAGGUUUAGAGCACUGAGCUCCCUUCAAUUUUCCUUAGAGCACAGUGUUGCUUUCAGUCAAUGCAGUGAUUGUCUUGUUAAUGUUCGUGACCACUAACAUAAAUUUGGUUUCAGUCUCAGAAUGCUACUUAUAUUGUCAUUGAUUCUAUUCACUUUUUACCAUUUCAGGCUGAAAAUUUGCUUUUAGAUGGAGACAUGAACAUUAAGAUAGCAGAUUUUGGUUUUAGUAAUGAAUUCACUCCAGGAAACAAACUUGACACGUUUUGUGGGAGUCCCCCUUAUGCAGCACCUGAACUGUUUCAAGGGAAGAAGUAUGACGGCCCAGAAGUAGACGUCUGGAGUUUAGGUGUAAUUUUAUACACAUUAGUCAGUGGAUCUCUUCCAUUUGAUGGACAAAAUUUAAAAGUAAGUUUCCAUUGUUUCUUGUCCCUUAUAAAACUAUAUUACAGAGUGCUGAAGCAACCAGACAUUUUCCAGUGCACAAAUAAUUAGUGGUGUGCUGAUCAUCAUUUGUAAUUUAUCAUUAAGGAAAAUCUUUAAGUGAUGCAAUACUCAAUUAUAUAUUGCUGGAAAAAAUAAAAUUCCUUGUUGGCACAUAAACAUGUUUAAGACUUGUGUGUUGUAUUGUGAGUGGUUUUAUAUUGAAAGGAAAAUAGAUUUUGUUUACUUAAAAGCACAGAAAAGAUCGAGAUGAUUGUUAAAUUUGUUUGUUUAUUGUGAAAACACUAAAAAAAGUUUGUAUUACAUGUAUGACAAACGUGAAAAAUAAAUGGAAUUCUUGUUGAGAGAUCUUUAAUAUCAUAACCCAAUGAUCAGUGGGGUGGGUCAAUCCAGUUAUUUUCAAUGAUUAAUUUAAAUCUCUUCUGAUUCUCAACACUUCAAAUAAUGCUAACAAUUAAAACUAAGGUUGUUCACCAUUUACAUGGGCAAACUGGUUGGUUCAGGGUUCAUAAUGUCAGCAAAAUUAAGUGCUGAUAAAUUUCAUCCUGGAAUCACGAAAUCUGUGAAAACCUGAAACUGGUAUCAAAGACGGCUUUCAAGAAAUGGAAGACAAUAAAAAUUUCCAUGUUGAACAUUCUUUUCGGAAAAACAUGACUACCCUAAUUUCAGACGUUCCAUUGUGUUCCAUUUACUUUCCAACCAGAUUGUCUUUAAACGUUCUGUAAAUAGUAAACAACCAAUGCUUACUAUAACAGGAAGCCAUUUUUUCAACACCUCGUACAAAACAUGAAGUCGAUUUUUGGUGUGUUCUCAAUUCCAUUGUUUGAUACUGCAAUAUUUAUUUCACUACGAUACUUCUGUAUUUCCCACCAGGAAUUACGAGAAAGAGUUCUCAGAGGAAAAUAUAGGAUACCUUUUUACAUGUCGACAGGUAUGUAAGAUUGAAUUGCAGCUUGUUGUCUUGUGCAUGUUAUUUGUAGUUGAGUAUGUACGUGUACAUGUCACUUGGUAGAAAAGCACAGCCAUCAAAGAAAGAAGCAAACCACUUAUACUUUACUACUUACAAGCACUUGUAGAAGAAACACUUUUUUCAACAGAACUUAAUCACACUUUUACAACAAAAUGUUGUUUUAUACUAUUACUUAUUUUGCUGACAGCUAGGAGCCCAAUAGUGCGACCUCCUUUAAUUAACUCACAUUCUUUCAUGCAGACAUUAACCAAUCAGAUGUGGAGGACAGUUUCCAGCUGGCUUCUGAUUGCAUUAAAUCUGUAUGAAAGAAUGUGAAUAAAUCAAAAGUGGUCACACUUUUGGGCUCCUUGCUGUAAUAGGCCAUUUGCAUGAUGAUGUUAUUUUACUACUAUGAUGAGAAUCCUGGCUUCUGAUUGGAUUAAAUCUGUAUGAAAGAAUGUGAAUAAAUCAAAAGCGGUCACACUUUUGGGCUCCUUGCUGUAAUAGGCCAUUUGCACGAUGAUGUCAUUUUACUACUAUGACGAGAAUCCUGGCUUCUGAUUUGACUAAAUCUGUAGGAAAGAAUGUGCAAAAAUAAAAAAUGGUCAUGCUUUUGGGCUCCUUGCUGUAAUACCAAAAUAACAGUCAACUCCCUCAUAAUGGCAACAGCUCCAUUAAACAGACAAGGCUAAAAAUUCAUUCUAUUGCUUGGUGGCCCCUCUAAUGAAUUCUUAGUCUUGUUCUUUUACCCUUGCUGGAUGUUUAGUGCCAGGCCAAGCAGUCUAUUUUGAAAGUUGAAUUUAAAUUAAUUUGUAUCUUGCUUGUUUUCCCCAAAGAUUGUGAGAAUCUUUUAAAGAGAUUUUUAGUGUUAAACCCUACAAAACGAUCUAGACUAGAGGUAAGUGUUUUAAACCACACUGACAGAAGCACUUUUUCCUUCUAUAAGUUUUCCUAGCUUGUGGGAAUAGGAUAACGUCCCAAAUUUCUUUGUCAUCAAAACCUACAUGGCCUACAUGGCUGUUAUUAAUUUAUUUUUCAAUAUGACUGCCCUGCUUCAUUGAACAAUUAAUUAAUAAUUAUUGUAGUGAUUAAAGUUUAAAUGUCAUGAAGACUGCAAAAUGUCUCUGUUAUGUUAUGUUUUUGUUUUUGUGUUUCGUUAAAGCUUUUAUGGUCUUGACCAUACAUAACAUUAAAUAGCAUUCCUAUCAUUUGAAACGAUUUGUCACAAUUUGUGAACAAAAACCAAAGAAUGGUGCAUGGUCAGGGAGCUCCCACCCAAAAUUUAGAACCAUUGUUUUCAUCUUUGAUGUUAGCCGGCUUUCAUAACCACUCUUGAAACUAUGGACAAAAUGACAACCACAUGUUCCCCCAUUUCCACAGAGUCAGUUGUAUACACUGGUACACUGUAUAACAAUCGCACAUCAGCAAUGCUGGUGACUAUGUUAUAAACUUACCAGUAAAGGACACUGUCCCCAUUAUGUAAAAUGGUAUGUGUUGUUUAUGUCAUGACUAAUUUUAUUCAUUCAUAACUCUGCAGCAAAUUAUGUCAGACAAGUGGAUGAAUUUAGGAUAUGAUAAUCAAGACCUUAAACCGUACUGUGAACCUACCCCAGAUUUUAAAGAUGAAAGAAGAAUAGGUGAGCAUUCGUCUCUAUCGCUGAGUUUACAUGAUUGUUGUUGGUAUUAAGUGCAAUCGUGUCUUGACACAUUUUUGCAUUUAGCCACCAUCAUCAAAAUGAUCAUAAAGAUACGUCUUUUCUAAGAGGAAUCCUUAUUACCCGUUGCGGUGGUGUUUGUCUUAGGAUUUGUCCACAUGGGUGAUGCAAAUACAGGUACAAGCACAAGAGUUGUCCAUUAACAUCCAGUUCAGAUGCAAGCACAGUGGGGUACACCUACACACUGAAUUUAAGCAUCUUGCUUCCCAGCUGGUUGGACAAUGUUUUUCACCCUGAAUUUGCAUUGUCCUUCGUUGCGUAAUGACUUGUGUGGAACGCAGUUGCAGAGUGCAAAUUAAUGCAAGUGCAAGCAACAACACAAUAAGUGGGAAAUAUUCCUCUUAGGGACAGAUGGCUCUGAAGUGUUGAGGACUAAUAGUUUUAGAGAUAGUGGAAUAUUUGACUUUGUUGUAGAGAGGGUGAAAUAUUAAUUGAGACUGAAGAGCUUAACAAAGGUUAAUGAGUAUUUUUGAAAGGAGCUGACCUCCAAGCUUUUCCUUAAAUGUUUAGAAAUUAUGCUUCAAAUGGGAUUUUCAAGAGACGAAAUUCAAGAGGCUUUGGCAAACAAUAGAUAUGACGAGGUUAUGGCUACUUAUCUUCUCUUGGAUGAGAGAAGGCAAAAGUUAACGGUGAGAUUGAUCUUUCUUUGCCCUAACCAUCUAUCUUGCGUAGGUUUGAAGGCUGUAAUGAUCAUUUGUCGGCAAAGCCACCCAGCAUUUUCCUACAUUCAUAAAAACCCUCAUGUGUGGUUAUAUCCACUGACACAACUUCUCACUCAUUCAAACAUUAAAUUGAAAUACUAAUCUGAAACGCAGUGUAUAUGUUACAGGUCAGAUUUGAUUUCAGGUGUAAAAUUUUGUUGAUUCCUAAUUUCCUUUGUUUUCUAGGGCUAGGAGACCUUGGAAAUUGAGAAUCAACCUAGGUUGAAUCAAAAUUAACCUGAAAUCAAAUUUGACCUGUAAGAUAUACAUGUGCUCUUUUCAAAAUUCAGUUUAAGGUGAAAGAGUCUGCACAUCCACUAUUGUAGCCCAGUCCUUUUCUCUCUUGUUAUCCUUGUUAUCAUUUUUCUCAGCAUUUCUCCUUUUUUCAUCUUAUGUCUUGUGUUAAUAUUUUACAGUUAAAUGGUUCUAGUGAUCCUCUAAUGGAAAGCACUAGUGCGCCAAGGCCAAGCACAUCAAUGCCAACUGGAGUCCCUGCUCCAAUCCGUCCCAGCAGAGCCAGCGCAAGACGGGAGAGAGGAGAAAGAGAGCUUCCCAGAAGGUAUUCUGAGGGUCACACUCCUCAUAAAACAGGCCAUGUAAUAAGGCAAGCAUAGAUUUAGGUUGCACCCUUUUAAUUUUGUAAUGACUUAUUUUAAUUCUUUCUUCCAUUUGUUCAUUCUGUUUUGUGUUUCUCUCUAACCCACACACUAAUCGUAAUUUUGGGGUACAGCUAACUUUGCACAGAAUAUUGCACUGCUCAAAUAAAUAAAAAACGAAACUGAAUGUUUAUUACAUGAUAGAAUUUAUGCAGUAAUUAGGCACACUUGCCACAAAAAUAAGCAAGGUGAAAUUCUUUGCUGGAGAGUGUCACGUGCAACCAGCCAGGUGGUUGUUGUAGAAAAGCAUUGGCCGUUGGAACUUUCCACAAUGUAAACAAAUUAUGCUAAUGAAGACUCGCAUGCGUUAUGGUGGAAGCGAGUGUUGAAAUAAUUAUGCUGUCAGUAUGAAAGUUUAUGCAUAUUAUGUACAGAUUAGGAAUAAUGAAUAAGAGAGUAUAAAGUUAUAACUUUUAAAAGUUUUUCCACUGCUGUGGUUUUUGACUCUAACGGUGACUACUGCACAUGUUGAAAUGCCAGUCCCAUUCAGGACUACAGUCACCUGGAUGAUCAUAUUUCACCAACUUAUGCGAUAGCAGAUUGUUUCUUUUGCAGGAAGCUUGUAAUGGAUGGAGUUUUUUUUGUAUUUAAGAGUUUUGAAAGUUUUGUCUUACAAUUUAAAAUUGAAUCAUCUUGACAGAGCGGCAACUGAAUCUGGUGGGACAGCAGGAGGUCAGGCCAAACCCGUGGUCCGCAGUGAACGAGAUAGACCGGGAGUAAGAAAUGCCGUUCCUAAUGAUGAGCGAGUGCCAUCAUCUAUAGGUCGGGCUGCAAAUCCAAACAAGUCUGAGAUUCCUGAAAGGGCAGCAGACAGAAGUAGGAGGGGCAAAACACAAAGGGUGAGCAGGGAAUAAGAGAGGCAUUUUUCCCCAAACUUACUACAAAGCCAGGGACAAUGUAAUCAGGCACUUACAUGCAUUUUGAUAUCAGACAGUUUUUUGGUGCUUGAAAAACACCUGGCUUAGUCAGGUAGCCAGCUCCCACUGUCUGAAAUGGGCUUAAUUUUGUGACACAGCUCUGUCAAUAUCAUUUUUGGCUUUGCGACCUAUUUAUUAAAUUAUUACCAAACAAUUUGUACUUGUAGUUGGUUACAGAAACUGAAUGGAAAUUUUGUGAUCUUGUCGCUGGUGGCUUUUGUUUCUACAGCUGCAGCAAUUUCGAGCUUUUUCAAGUACGCUGUGAUGAGAACUUAGUUGUUGAAAAUUCUGAUUCACAUUGUUUUCUCAUUUUGCAGCAACAUAGCAUGCCUCCAGGAAUUAUUAGACGGAAUACAUACGUGUAUGGAGAGAAGCGAGCAGAAGACAGGAACAGUACCUCGCAGACACCGUCAAGCCAAACAAAUGGAAAAGGAGACAGGUAAACCAAAUCUCACAACUUUGAACACAUUGCUCUUAACCCUUUGAAGUCUCAAUAGUGACCAAGAUCAAUUUUCUCUUAACGAUAUCCAUACAUUGUCAAGAGAUUAGGUUAUGAGAACUGAUAAAAUGAACACCUACGAGAAAAUGCUUUGAUCUUUUAUUACAUUCUCUCUACUCAUUCUUUUUCACUCUUGUUUAUGCUGAUUCUACAAGUUUCAAGUUUAGGGUCUUGGCUUAUAACGAAGAUCGGCUUAUAGUCGAAUAAAUACGGUAUUUGUAACAAAUCCACUGUAGUUCCAUUAAAGCUCUUUAGAAGCACUUGAAGUAGAAAUAAGUAAGUAAAAGUAACCUCUCACUGUCCUUUCAUUUCUCUUCCUUCUAUCAGUGUUACUGAGCCAGGCCCUAGUGGCAGCAGUGUAGGGGCAGGCAGACCCUCAUCCAAACCUCCUCCAUCAGAGCUCGGCAAUCGCUUGUCACCCACCCGUAGGUCACUUCCACCAGUUGCUAUUCACCAGGAAAAUAGGCAUAGAGCUGGGUGAGUUUUUGCACCUUAGAAUUUUUCCUGUUAGGUAGUUUUGCUUAUUGCACUUGCUCUUCUUAUCCCAUUAAAGUGGUGAUCACUUUAAACUGGUUUCUGCUGAAAUCAAUGUACAACACUAUGGCACUCGGUACACCUUACCAUGCUUCUUAAAAAUUAGUUGGUACUAUAUGGUGUAGUCAUGUCAUUAGGGCACGUACUUUUUCCCAUAGAUAUUCCUUCACUCUUUAAACUCACAUUUCUUAUGAAAUGUGGCUCUUAAUUUUAGCCUAUGCAUGUGGUCAUAAGAAGCGCUGUCGGCAGUAGUUCUCCUCAUAUGCAUACCAUUUCUUUUUUUUUUUUAACACAAAUUUAACAAUCCGAGGGUGAGAGGGUUAUAUGUGGCUGCACUUGAGAUUUUAACAAGACUGAUUGCUUAUCACAUUGUCAUCAACCCGUGAGGCAACAUUCAGUUGUUAUUAUUAUUUUUUGUCUUCCUCCGUGGUGACCAAGAUAUUUAUUGCAUGUAUCAAUGACCUAAAGCUGUAGUUGUAUAAACAAGCGUCCUUUGGAAAGCUGAGUUUGUGUUCGUAAUUAUUAUAUUGCAAGUUCUAAUUAUUAUAAUCUUAUUUUUUAUUUUUUUAGAAGAACAAACCCUGACACCCAACCUCCUCCUUCAAGAUUAGGAACUAGGAAUAUGCCGGGGCGGAGUACCUUUCAUAGUGGUCAAACGCGCCCGCGCACUCAAAAUGGACCUGACAGGUCUGACCCUAAUAGUCCUGGAGUUGGUGGAAGGCCAUCUAUUUUGAGCAAGCUAACAUCAAGAUUUAGCAAGAGGUAGGUGUCAGUGAUGAUUAUGAGUAGUUCAGUGUCAUUAGCCUGGGCUGUCAUCAGAAUAAUAAUAUUUUGGAAGCCAAAAUUCUUCCAAUCCAGUUACUUACAUUUCUGCAUUAAUUAAAAAAAAAAAAGUUGUUUAAUUAUUUUUUAGUUUACUUAUUUUGAUAGGCAUCCUGUAAUAAAGACUCUUAACCUCUUAACCCAGCUCUCACACUUGCAACUCAUUUUACAAAUCAUUGUUUAAAAAUCACUUUAAAAUUGUAUUUUUGAUCGGUCAAAAAACACAGUUAAGCACCCACAGUUGAAAUUGAUAACCUUGAGAGAAUAAUGAGAUUAAAAUUUAUAAAUGUACUAAUGCUGGCUUUUAUGUGAAGAGUUAAGUUAUAAAUUAUGUUACAUAAUAAUUCUCAUGUAUAGGGUCCUUUUAAACAUCCGUCAAAAACAACAUUAAAUUAAAGUACACUAAAAUAACUCGGACAAUAAGAUAAGCUUACAAACACCAGGCAAAAAGUUCUACAAAAUUAAUAGUGUCUCUUGAAGAGGCAAGAAAUUUAAUCCCAUUUGACUUCUUAGUAGGCAGUUGGAUCCCACUGUGACUUCGAGGCCUGGCCCCCAAGCAAGACGGUAAAGAAUUUGACCUAAAUAUUUAUAUAAAAUUUAAUAAACAAAUUUAAAUAAAAUGCAUUUCUGGCUGUUUAUGUGUGCUAUAUUAUAUCUUUAAUGAAAGUUUAAAGUAAGACUGAGCUGUUAUAAAUUAUUGAUAGUGAUGCUAAUAAACAAAAUGUCUAAGUAUAAAGUUCUAGAGUAAUCAACAUAGAACUAACUAAAAUCAAGCAAUGACAAAAUUAUUUACUUGAUAAUGUUUGUUUGCAAGAUUUUUAUCUAUUUUAAUUGCACAUAAAAAUAAUAAACCUUUGUCCCCCUAAAUAUUUUCAGUGUUAUCAAUUUUUUAUAAAUUUUUGUGCCAUUCAAAUUUUUCUAUGAUGAACAAUAAUUUUGGAGGGUGUAUUUCAAUAUUGUAGUUUUCCAAAAGAAAUAGAAAUAAAACAUUAGAACUUUGCUGCAGCAAUUCAGCAAAGUAGUAACUGCAAUUUUUCUACACAGCCAUUUCCUGAAUAAUUGUUUUAACUUUUGAGUCUCUGGCUGAAGCCUUUUACUAAGACUUGAAUAAGAUAGUGUAAUUAUGACCAGUAUUUCAGUCCUCCUACGAGACGAGAUCUCGAGAGACCCAGUCUCACAAUAGGGUAUUGACUUACUCUUGAGAAGGGCUGUAAUUAUGACCAUUCUGUAUUGAAAGCUGAUGAGAUAAGUCACUUUUGAACCUGGAAGGUUAAGCAAUUUUAUGGCACUCUUUCGAUAGUAUCAUUGGAAGUUCUCUGACUAAUCUUCAUCAGAAAUUUUAACAAAGGGUGUUAAGGUCUCUUUUGAUGUAUAGUUAACUAACUAUGACAUUGUGUCCCUUUAAACAUUUCAUCUAUUGAAUACGUUUGGUCAGUAAGUUAUUGCAUUAUUUUGAAACCAGCUCACAUAGCCUUCUGUCUCACAGGCCUAUGGAACAAGCCAUGUCACCAAGAGAACCAAGAGAAGUUUCCCGGAGUAGCUUUGGAGGCAGCGGACAAGGGUCAGUUGAGCCUUACUUAUUUUACUAUUAUAUUUUUCUUUUGGCACUGAUGUCUGUUAAUUAAUGAAGUCAGUGUCGAACUCAAUCAAGGAUAUACUCUAGUAACUACUGAUGAGGGCAUAGGAUUAUUAUGGAAAAGAAACUCAAUAUUAAAACCUCAUUAUAGCGAACAUGCUGCCCUUGAUUUUAUCAAAGUCCCACUGUAUACCCUUGUAUAAGUUGUAGUUGCUGCUACAGUUAAACCUCCUAAUGUGGAUAGCUCAUAUGUUAGAUAGCUCUAUUAUUCACAACAAUACUUCACUUCUUACAAUCCCUACCUCUGUAAUAUCAUUUCAAAAAUCUCCUUUGUGGACAUUUGGUCUAUACCUUCCUUGUGUAGAUUUGAGAGGUUUGACUGUAGAGUUUAAGGUGAUAAUGGGAAUUUUGGUAUCACUUCUAUUAAUCUUAAGAAGUGUGAUUGUUGGUACAACCCUCCAAGUUAGAGUUUGUGCUCAGUCGCUGUUUGGCAACCAACUCUUUUGGGUUAGGGAUACUUUUUUUCUAGUCGCCAGCUGCCAAAAUUUUAGGCGCCGUGGCAACCAAAAUGGUCGCAACUUGGAGGGUUGUGGUAGCUUUUAAAAAAGGAUGGAUUGAGUUAAUGUUUUAAGUGUUCUCUUAGUAAGAUGUUAAACAUGUUUGAAAAAAUGCAAGGAUACAAGGACUUUUUAGGGGAACAUAUUCAUUAGGAUAUGAAAAUUUCAACUUUUGUGUCCACAUCGUUCAUACAUGCAGACGUAUACCUGCUCUCUGGAUCAUAUAUUAACGUUGCACUCUCAAUUAAUUUAUGCAGUUAUACGCAUGCUGUCUUUCCUGGUGAAUUGUAACAGACCUUUGAUUAAAAAUAAUGCUCGAGCUGGCUUUCAUCAUAAUUUUUGCUGAGGCUUAAAAAAUGAUCAUUUUGAUUGAAGAAUAGUUUAGUAUUAUGACCUUUUUUGAAACCAAAUGCAUGUUAGGCCAGUCUCGAUGGGUCUACCUUCUUGGGAACAAGUUCUUUCAGUGAGUGUGACUCAAGAAAGGUCUUAAUUUAACGACCUUAGGAUUCAAACGUUUGACUCAACCAGGCGAAGGGUUAUUGAAUCUAGGAUUUUUGAAAAAAAUUGUUCCUACCCAGUUCACAACAAUCUUCCAUGUAACCCUCAGAUGUGCAAGGAAAUUCCCCACUCCCCACCCCAAACCCUUUCAUAACGGAUCAGUAUGUUCGAGUAUUACUGUUUUUGUUGAUUGCCUGUGUUGAAGGAAAUGAGAGUUUCACUGUAUCAAAAAGUCCUGCUUUGAUUACACUUCAGUUAAAUGCUCACAUUGGCAAAGUAUGCAACUUUGAGUGAGACUUGACAACAAAGACAUAAUUGUAUCUGAACAGUUUGCUCAAAAACACAAAAGGAAUACAGUUUACUCAAAAUAGAUUUUUCUUAGUCCCUGAUAACCAUAGAGGCUUAUUGGACAUGAUGUCAACAUGGAACUGCAUUCUUUUCUUCGUAUUUUUUCUUAUGGAAAAUCAAAGUCAAAAUUCUCGGGUCAUUGAUAUUUAAGCCCCUUUCCCCUUGCUUCCGUUCUGGUACAUUCAAGGGGUAAGAAAAUUCCUGUUUGAUUCUUUUUUUUUUUCGCAUUUUAAAACAGAAAGUUGUGCUGUUCUAUCCCUGGAUAGGUAAUUAAAAGAAAAGUGUUUGUUAGAAGAACAAGAGAAGUGGAUAAACUCAAUAAUUCAGGAUAUACUUUUUUUUCCUUCAAAUAAUGUUCCUUGUUCAUAAUAUUACUUUGCAACUAAUAAUGCAGGUUGUUGAGCAUUUCAUUGCAUUAUAAACCUUUAAAUGUAAUUCUGUAGGAGUUUAAAUUUAUUUUCGAGCAUUACUGGGUUAUACUUUAAAUAUUAUUCUCCCAAACUUUGAAUUAGUUAGAAGCAUAGGUAUGUGUUCCCUGUUGAAUCGUUCUAAGAGGUUUUGACUAUAUAAACUCUCAGAGAGUGUUUUUACCUCGUAGGAGUAUCUUUACAAUUAAAUAUAAACUAUUGGUUUGAAUACAUUCUUAUUGCCAGAGGUAUACUAAAAGUGAAGGUUAUAAUAUUAUUAUGAAAAAGGUUAAUUUCUUUACAAUAGGUGUUAACUGACAUAGGAAAAGAUUAAAAGCACAAGUUUAAGGCUAAACUUAAAGUAACAUUGAGCUUGAAACUUGGAGAAGGUCUCUUACUGCAUGACGUUACCAAAAAUGAGUAUUUCAAAUGUGAUUUGCAAGCGCGCGUACUGUCUUGCUGGCCUUAAGACUAACACCCUCCUGUCCAAGACAUGGUAAGUCAUUUUGUUAACCCGGCAUCCCUCUGUGCUGUGACGUCAUGUGGUACCUGCCUUCUCUGGGUCCGAUUGAUCCUGGAUGGAACAGCGCAGCUUGGGAGGUAUAUGCUUCAGACCCCUCGCAGAUAAAAAGACCAUAAUGCAUUGCACAUGCAUGUGAAUACUUGUUUAACCUCAAUGAUUUUGUGACCGUGACUUCUUUGCAUUGUGUCUUCUCAAAGUGAAAUAACCAUUGCUUGUUGUGGUUUUUACUGUUAUCCUAAUCACUUUUAAUCAGCCAAUUCCUUAUCCCUUAUUAACUAUUGUUAUCAUUAUUACAGCAUGUUUAACAUAUACUAAGGCAGACACUGACUUAAUUACACUCAGAGUUGUGACUCAUUAACAUAUAUUUUCUGGAUUAAUAGCCGAUCGAGCCUUUUGCUCCAAACCUCAGUUGAUUUGAUACAAAGUCGUUGUGAUACAAGUCUUCGAUACAAGUCGUUCGGUACAAGUCUUUUCGAUACAUGUCAAUUCGAUACAAAAUCAUUUCGAUGCAAAGUUGUUUUGAUACAUAGUGGUUUCGAUACAAGCCGUUUAGAUACAAGUUUUUUCAGUUAAGUUGUAAAUAGUUUCAUGUCCUUGACUCAAAGAAUGAAGAAAAUUUAUCCAAAAUAUAUUUCUUGUUCAGCGCAAACUACACUUUCGUGAACGAAAUUUUUGGGCGGGUUUCACCUCUUGAGUUGGUGUCAAAACGACUUUGUAUCAAAAUGGCCGGUUUUCCCUUUUUGAAGUCUUAUGUUAAAAAGUUUUAAAAGAAAAAUAACACUGUUCGAAGGAGCUAUCAGAGACUCUCAAGUCUUCAGUCUAGAGGAAGUAAACUCGGAAUUUGAAACCGUCCACGUUUCUUGUCACAUAUUACUAACUCUGGGGGUGAAAUAGUUCAAAUUGGGGAAAAAUAUUGAAAAAAAAUAUUUUUCUUAAUAUACUCGCCAUAUUUAAUAUCUAAUAUACUGACAUAGUCUAAGUCAGAGGGAUUGACUCCGGUAGCCAACAAGUUACUAAUCAGAAAUGAUGUGCGGUAAUAGUCUUUUCUUUCAAUAUAAAAAAGUUAUUUGCACUCACAUUCCUAAAGCAUGCUAAUAGAUAUUAGGGAAGGGAUUAAUUGACUAACUUGCCUGAUGCUCACAAUGUUAGAGUGUGUGAUUCAUUCCUCCGUCCAUCUAUCAUUGCAUAAUUCCCGUAUUUAUUUUCAAGCAUUUAGUUCUUCGUAGUUGUUUCUCAUUCACAUGCACCGUCAGCAAUGCACAUGCGGACUCGAGCACUGUCACUCAUCUUGUUUUGUUGGCCAAAUUUUGAGACCAGUUCUGAUAAGUCCACAUAUGAUUUUGUCAGCUAUUAACGACAGAAAUUCUGCACCAGUUUGUUUCAUUUCUGUUUGUUCCCCACUGUACGAUGGUUUGUUAAAAGUGCAUUCACAAUCCUUGAAAUCUUGGUUAUUUUGAAGCACAAUACAUUUGUUAUUUAGCAUUGCUAUCUGAGCGCUAAAUAGGUGAUUUUGGAGGUUUUCUAGUAAACUGUUUCAACUGCAAGAGUUCCAAAAUUCGGAAAUCAAGAAAAAAUACUAAAUGAAAUUAGCAUUUUAAAGAAAGUUCUGAAAACUGAUCGCCCCAUGUGAAAGGACCAGAUAAGAGGUUUCAUUUGAAUCUCUGGCCAACAGGGUUUUUUUUGUCCAGAAAAGGAUACUUUGCUUUGGUUGUGAAUGCACUUUCCUAUUUUGCCUAUUUUAGCAUGUUUGUUUUUAGUAACCCACCAGCACUUGAAAUCUGUUUGUUUUAGUCAGUUUAAGCACGGUGUAAGGAAGUCACGGCUCUCUGCCGAAUUUUACAGCUUAAUAGGCAUUUCUAAGUAAUACCGUAAUAUUCUUUUAAGUGCAGGUUUAGCCUCGUAUUGAGGUGGAGUCAAAGUCCAGUGUCAUUUUGAAAUGGCUCGAGCUCCAUAUGCCAUUCAGAAACUUCUCGAUAACAGACCUCUUUACCUCGUAUGUUUUAUUUUCCCAAUAAAGGUCUCAAGAGAAUUUGUCCUUUGUCUUUUCAUAAAUUAUCCAUGCAUAUACACGUGAAUAAGACGAAAUUUGAAAGAAGCAACGAAAAAGAUCUACAUUGGGAAAACAAAAUGCACAAGAGCAAAAAGAGGUCUUUUCGCAGGAUUAAUGUAUUUGCAAAUGAAUGAACCAGUGCAACUUUGGCCAGCGAAAUCAUUUUUAAGUCGUUUUGUUUUGAGAUUUCUAAAGCCUGCUUUCCAUUUGUAUCAAGUGAAAAUUAAGCUUUGAGGCUUCCUUCAUGACAGGGCAGCUCAAAGUGGAAAGCAUUAUUUAGAACCCAAAAGAAGCAUUAGGGUGAAACCACCUUCACCAUAAAGUUGAACUGGUGCGGUCGUUAAAAAAUUGGCUGGUUGUCCCGAGCUGUUGAGAAGUUGCUGAGUGGAACAUGUAACUUGUGCGUAAAAAAAAGACAUUAGAUCUUGACUCCCCGUGAAGAAGAGGCUUCACCUGCACUGUAAAGAAUAUUAUGUAUUUUAUGAAGGCCUGUCAGUAUAAUAUUAUUGUAUUUCAUUGUGGCUUGCAUGGCGAGGGGUCUGACAAGCUGUGUUGUUGCAUUGAAGGGCUCGAGAUGAUAUCGCACCAGGGGUAAAGUCGGUGUAUCCGGACCCAAAGGCCCGUUCGAACCCCAGGCGUAAAUCCUUGAGAGGAACGUUUGCUAGGCUCUCGUUCAGAAAAAGACAAAGAAAAAGGCAGGUGUUGGGAACUUAACUACCUUGGCGUAAGCGCAGUUGGACCAAUCAGCUGCUAGUGCCAGUGUUAGGGCAAAUUUAAUCCCGUCAAAUCUGAUCACAGAGUAAUGGCUUUUGUUUCAGUGCGAAAGUUCUAAGAGUUUUAUCGAUUUGUUUAUUGUUGUUAGUCCUUGUUGGCAGUCUGAGUUGUUUUUUUAUGUUUCGAAAUUGUUGUUAAUUGAACCUAGCUGUGGAUUGGUUCAAAGGUGCAUGCGCUUUGUUCAGUUCAGUUCGCGUAGAAUGGUAACAUCUUAAGACUACAGAAGUUGAUUAGCUCCAGUUCCACUGCGUUAAUUUCACUUUACAAGAAAAAGAAAAAAACGCGCGCGCACACACACAAGAGUCAAGCGAAGUGGAAAAGGAGGAAGGGGUCAUCGAUUGGCAUAAUUGUAGGUUGGAGAACAGCAGAACAGUUAACUGAAAAAGGUCUUUCGAGUCUCGGUUUAUACGAAAGUGUGAUAUGUUAUGCUUAGUUGUAAUCUUCGUUACCUGCCUGUGGUUUUAUUUGGAAGAUUUCGAGAUUUUGGUAUCUAGGGUUUUAAAGAAAAUAGCUAAAAUACUGCAAUCUAAUGCUAGUAAAAGAGAUGUCUUAAGCUGUUCAUAUUUUGAAUCAGUUUGUAGUCUCAGUUAUGGUUGUACGGGGUUCGUACAGGGUCUUACAUUCUUAGAAAAGUCUUGAAGUGUGCAAACAAGUUUGCCACACCUUGAAAAGGCCUGAUUAAAAGCCUGGAUUUUUGCUUUAGGUAUGGUUUUUUAAAAUGGUAAAAGUAAUUUUUUUUUGCAGUAGUCGGAUCUUACUUGAUGUUGUGUGUAAAAGCCAAAAAAAAAAAAAAAAACAGAAAAAGGAAAUUCAGUGGUUUAGAACUUUUUAUGUCCGCAUUGUACAGUGAUUACUGUACAAUUGCAUUGCAUCCUGGGGAAAGCUUGGUUCCCGCCUUUGUCGAGCUUUCUAUUGAUCGCUUAUUUGAUAACCUUGAGUCUGGGAAAAGCCCAGGAAAUGUCUUAAAUUUUGCAUCCCGAAAUCUGUACGAACCCUGGCUGUAGAAGGCAAGACUGGGAGCAAGCUCUCCAUUAUAUAUAGCGAGCGAAACGAGCCGCGAGGAGCGGCGCCCUUUCGUUCCCCGCCCCUCGCACUGGCUUCUCCUUUCGCGUGCUGCUCUCGCGUGACCUCUUGCGUGACCUCUCAAACUAGUCUCGCGUGCCCUUCAAACGGAGAGUUUGCUUGCAGGAUGGUAGUAAGCAGGACUUAACGAUGUUUGUUGCUCAAGAUACCAAGUAAUUUAUGUAAACCGUCUGUCGCUCUAUAAUUCAACUAAAAGCCAACUGUUAUCUUGUAUUUUAGAUCUAUGAAUGACACGACAAUGGGCGACAAGCCACGUUCCCUACGCUUCACGUGGAGCAUGAAGACGACAAGCGCGAUGGACCCGCAGGAGAUGAUGGAAGAAAUCAAGAAGGUUUUGGAAAGUAAUAACUGUGAUUAUGAACAGCGUGAGAAUUUCUUGUUGUUCUGUUGCCAUGGCAACCCUGCUGACGCUAAUCACGUGCAGUGGGAGAUGGAAGUAUGUAAGCUUCCGCGAUUGUCCCUAAAUGGGGUUCGCUUCAAGCGCAUCGCCGGUACAUCUAUCAAUUUCAAGAACAUCGCUUCUAGAGUUGCCAACGAGUUAAAGCUGUGAUGGAGAUAGAUUGGCUGUUUUCUGAACGCCAAGACGAGAAUUGGCGAGGGAAGACAAGCCGAAGCAGUUAUUGUACCCUUUCCCUCAGUUCAUCACAGAUUUUGCUGGCAUGAAGACGCUUUGGAGGAACCAAGCACAGGACAGGUUUUCUUGUUUUCGGACAUGCUUUGAACAGAGAAUCCAGUUUUCUUUGUACUGAACAUUUGCCAAAAUGACGCCUGGAUGUUGACUGAACAGGCAAGUGAUGGCUUUUAUUUGCUAUGCGGUACGUGCCACAUAAAAUGAAGUUGUUUCUACGAGUCUGGAAAAAUUUACCAGUGAAAACGACAUCUGUACAAGUUAAUGUAAAUAUCCAUAGGAAUUAUUUAAUUUUAACAGAGAGCAGCAGAGAAAAGUAAGCUACUCCCGAGACACCUCCAGUUCUCUUAUAGUUGGCCAGGGUGUAUAGUUUGUCCGCUCCUCACCCAUUAUGCUGCUGUUUUGGGCGGGUCUGUAUUAGCCUGUGCCAGGCUCUCAGAUAUUGGGGACGUCGCGAAAACAAGGUCAAGGAAAAUAAGAAGGAGAACGCGCGUACUCUGGGAAAGAGGACGGUGGUGGAAAAAAGAAGGAAAUAGGCCUCCCUCUCCUUCCCCAGCAACGGCGUGUUUUUCGCAUCAAUUUUCACGAUUUCUGCACAUUUCUAUCUUGAAGCCUGGAACAGCCUGGUCUGUAUUUGUUCUUGCGCAAAUUCCUUAGAAGUCAAUCUUAUCACAAAGUUAUCCCCAGUCUCACUUCAGCUGCAUGAAAAUGAAUAUUUGAGAUUUUUGCUUUACAAGAGAACGAUUGAUUGUGACCUGCCUAUCAAUAGUCUCCCACGCAGCCGUGUUUGUGUCGUCACGCAACGCUCCUCCCCACGCAUUCGAACUUUGAAGAGGAGCGUUGCGUUACAAGGCAAAAACGGCUUCGUGGCAUGGGAGACUAGCCUAUCAGGGGCAAGUGAACAUUUCAGUGUUUCCUAAAGACGCCAUCACCUUUUCUUGCUUCCGAACUCUGAAACAUCUUUAUUUUACUUACGUUUUUAACUACUCCAAAACCUUGUUCUAUUGUGUCACUGUCGUCCCACGGAGUGGAAGUUUGCGUUCUUGGAAGUUCAGACAUCGAACAUGUGCUCAAGCAAAUGAAAACAAAUUUACUGACCUGUAUUUCAGUAACAAAACAAUGAAAUUCUAUAGCCUCAAGUGCCUCGUUAACGUGAAUCUUAUUUUAGAAGAAAGCUUUAAUCCUUGAGAAGUGUGCCCUUUUUCAGAAAUUUGUCGCAGUCUAACUGGGCGAGGUUUCGUUUAUUUUAACUGGGGAAUUUUGCGUUCUGUCUAGAAUAAUAUUUCAAUGCUGUUACUUAAAGACCGUCCUUCUUUCUUCAGAGUCACGCGUGCUUUCGACCUUCUGUCACUCAAAAGAAAAAUAAGAGACUGCUCGCAGUCUGGGUUACUUAGUAUUACGCAGGACACCACUCGCUAUUAAAAGGGGAAUAGUGUGGUUCUUGAUCAUUUUUCCCGAAUUCAUUCCGGCUGUCUUGAUGAUUUUUCAACUUCACUCUAGUUGGUUAGUCAAUUUGUUAUCCUGUACGUGAUUAAAUUGUGCACUUUGUAAAAAAAGAAUAAAAGAAAAGACACCCAAGCAAAUUUGGACAAAUAAUGUAAAAAGAUAGUUUAUCUUGCUUUUGUAAACAGGGGGUGGGGGCGGGAACUGUUAAUAACUUUGAACUUCAGUUGUAAAAGCAAGAAGAGCUGCAAAUUACCAGAAAACGAUUGGAAAUAAACAGCUUAAGCUUCUGCAAGGUUUUAUCGUGCAGUCGAAAGCUGGUUGACCCCAAGGUAACUGUGAUCAUAAUCGGAUUUGCAACGAUAAUAUCGAUAUUCUCUUCAAAACAGCGUUCCAACAGCCGUAAUUUUGUCCAGGCUAAGAAAGAUCGCCCUGCCCCCUUUCCCAUCUUCCCUGUCUUCCCGCCAGGGAAAUUGACAACUUGCGCAACAGCGGUUUCGAUUUGUUUCUGUAAGAUUAAACAGAAUUAAAAUUAAUUUCUUUAGGGGUUGAUAUAAAGGGGGUAUCAGUUUUGCUCAAUUCCUGUUGUACUUAAUGCUCAGGAAUUUAAGUUAGCUUUACUGUGACAUGUUUUGUUAUAUUCGAAUUUCACCAUUCCUCCUGACAAUAGUCGUUCACCUAAUUUAAAAACUGAAUGUUGGGUACAUUGGAAGGACGAAGCUUUCACCUUUUUUCUUUGUUUCUAUUGUGUUUUGAUAUGCUGUCAAUCAUUCGUCUUUAAGAACGUCAUCUCUGCUUACGUCAGCGGCAGGAAGCUAGUGUUGUGAGGUCUUGGGAACGAGGUGAAAAUGAAAUGUCAUCCCACAGUGCAUCGCUGUCCAAGGUUUUUACUGCACUGUUUUAUUCACUUGAUUGACUGUUAUACCGAAAUACAUCGCAUGAUUCCGUUUUCAAAUAGUAUUUGCAAAGGAUUGUGGGUUGGCAUUUUAUCCUCAAGUCACGCAACGCCUGCCUCAGUCUUGCGCCACGUACUACGUUGUUUGUCACAAGUUGAAUGAUUGCUUUUAUUUGUCCAAAUUAAGUGAGUCAUUGUCUCUCGCCUCGUCUGUCUUGUCUUUCACUUUGUAAAUAUCCUUCCUUAGAAUGACCAAUUUCCACAGUAAAUAUAAUGCGAGGCAAUUUCUUGAUGUAACAGUCCUUUGGCGCUUUUUAGUUAAUGUAGGGUUAUCUUAAGAAAUAUACUCUUCAACAUGGAGCA